UUUAAGUGGCGUUGGUUGAAAGCAUAUGUUUAGCUAAUAUUUUUAUGGAAAGAGUGUUAUGCGCUAGCGUCUGUCAGGGUUCACUGGCGGGUUCACUGUUCUUCACAGAGCGCCUCUCAAAACUCCUUAUAGCUCGUAUUUUCUUUCUCCCCUCAGCGGAACGAGGCUGAGGGAGUUCUCUGUGUGUUUCUCGUCACUCUCCUCGGGUGUAUUUGAUUGUUUGGACCACUGAAGCCGGACUCGAAAAAGUCGUAGGGACCAUGACGUUCACUGUCCACUUCAGGCGCGCGGAAGGUUUAUUCACUGUCAAAAUAUCGAUACAGUGAUGUUCACGACACAUGGGGCUGAACUGGUUUUGGGUUCCAGAGACACCGAAAUCGCCUUUCUCAAUGGGACAACUGAGUUUUCCCCUACUGUAAUAACCACAGCGGAGUCCAAAAGUAAUGAGUCGUGUGGGGAGCAGCAUACUCCGGACUUGGACUUGACUAAGACAGUGAUCAUUGGGGUGAUGCUGAGCACCAUCACUGCGGUCACUGUGAUGGGCAAUACUCUGGUUGUGAUUGCGGUGUGCGUCGUGAAGAAACUCAGACAGCCGUCAAACUAUCUGCUAGUAUCUCUGGCUAUCGCUGAUCUGUCUGUGGCAGUAGCCGUAAUGCCCUUUGUCAUAGUGACCGACCUGACAGGGGGCGUCUGGCUGUUUGGGGAGGUUUUCUGCAAUAUCUUUAUUGGGAUGGAUGUCAUGUGCUGCACAGCUUCAAUAAUGACAUUGUGUGUGAUCAGUGUGGACAGAUACCUCGGAAUCACUCGUCCUUUGACCUACCCAGCGAGACAGAAUGGACAGCUGAUGGCUAAGAUGAUAGUCGGCGUCUGGUUGGUGUCGGCAUCCAUCACUCUACCUCCAUUUUGCGGAUGGGCUCAGAAUGUCAACACUGCGGGAGUGUGUCUGAUCAGCCAGGAUGUGGGCUACACCCUCUACUCCACCGCUGUGGCCUUCUACAUCCCAAUGGUGGUCAUGCUUUUCAUGUAUUACAAGAUUUUCAAAGCUGCCCGCAAAAGUGGGGCCAAACACCACUUCGCCGCACUUCCCCCAAUUCCGUUGGCCUGUCCCGAACCAGCGCUGGCUACCGUAGAGGGGCUCUGCAUGCAAGGGAUUAAGAACCCUGCAGCUACCGAGGAGUUUUCCACCCUCUCCUGCCUGUUGAACCGCGAACGCCGGAGCGCCUCUAUUUUCAGGCGUGAGCAGAAGGCAGCCACUACUCUUGGGGUGAUCAUGGGAGUUUUUUUGUUCUGCUGGUUGCCGUUUUUCCUCUUCACCACAGCACGGCCGUUCAUUUGCGGGCUGCUCUGCAAUUGUGCCCCCGUCUGGCUGGAACGGGUACUGCUGUGGUUGGGCUACACCAACUCGCUCAUGAACCCUUUCAUCUACGCCUACUUCAACCGAGACCUGCGUUCAACUUAUAAAGACCUGUUACGCUGCCGUUAUCGAAACAUCAACCGGCGACUCUCGGCUAUGGGAGUGCAUGAGGCUCUAAAACUCUGACUGCCCACAAUCUGUAUAUGGUGUGAAAAAUGUCCUCUUGACCCCUCUAAAGAUCAAGAAACACAGUUUGGAUGGAAUUCACUGGGAAUCACAAUAAGUCAGAUUCAUCAAAACAUUUACUAUAACUUUACCUAAACAUGCCUUUACCCACAUUUUUUAGGAACUCCAAAACAUGGUUGCUUCAUGGUUGUUCUUAUCUCAUGUUUGUUUUUUGUUAGCACUAUCGGUUGUGUUUAGGAAGGGUCCCACACAGCAAAAGAACUUCGCGGCCAUCGUGGCUUCCGGACCGUAUCCGCGAACGGACCCGUAUCGGCGUCUACUUGCGCGCAGUGACAGAUCCGCAACGAAGGCGGAUCGCGGACCCGCCGUGGCUCCGCACUGAAUCCGCGAUUAAAACCUUACCUCCGUGGCGGGUCCGUUUGGGACCUGCAAAUUGAUACAACCAUUACAGUAAAGGCGCGUGCGCGUCCACAGAUCCGACAUUGGUCCGCUCAGGAUCUGCUAAUUGACAGUAGAAUUUACGGCGCCGCCCGGAGGCAGAGCUGAUCCUCUGGGCGGUGCCAAAACGAAUGUGACAGUCACGCGGGUUUGGCGACUUGAAUGCGGAUCCGCCUAGGAGUCUCCUGCUGUGUGGGGUGUUGCUAGACCCUUAGGCCUAUUACUGAGCAUGAGCCCCAGUGAAAUACUGCUGUGCCCCUGUAACACAUUACUGAUAAAUCCUCAUCUUUCAAUAGAGAUUACAAUAAAACAAUCAUAAAGAGCGCUGGAUGAGGCAGAUAUUUACCUACAGUCCGUGCUUAAUUUGAGCCGGUGUCCUGACAUUUCAUCUUGACAGAACACCGGAUUCUGUUCUGGAAAAUGUCAGAUUUUGAAUUUUUGCAUUCCAGCAUUUCUUUUAAAUGAUCUGGCAUUAACAAGUGCAUUACAUGGUGACAGUGCGUGCAUGUAAAAGACAGAGCAAGACAGAGCAAUCACGCGUUUAUGCAGAUGCAUUUGGAAGUUGCAUUAUGGCCCUUAGCAUAUAUAUUUUUGACCAAUCUGCUUUCUUAAGUACAAAAUCACUCUCAUUGGUUGGUGCUUACAACUAAUUGUUUUGUGCAAAGUAAAGCGUGAAGUUUGGAGAGAGUGUAUAUUCCUGACAAAUUAUUCUAAUAAAAAUAAGUUAAAAUCGCCAAAAUGUCAAAAAGACAGUCAAGCUUGUUUUCAUUUUCCAUAUCCACGAGUAAAGCUGAUUGUGUUUCUGAUCAAAAGAGAUCCCGAAGAUGGAACUGCUAAUACGAAUCAGGACAUGAGCAAUGGGUGUUAGAUGUAGUCAGAAUCAUGUAAAAUCGAUGUAAUGGAAGAGGCAACAAUGUCAAAGGUGAGAGAGAAUAUCCCUGAUCAACGAAAUAAUAUUUGGUCUCAACAUAUGUAGUUAGGUCUAAGCAGAAACCUAUGAAUGCUGUGCCAUCACCGUUUAGUGACGUCAUUAUAUGUUCUGGGAAAACUGAAGCUGUAUGGUCAGUGUUGGUCACUGACUUUUAAUUGCAAUUAUUUGGCAAUUAUUAUUUUACAAAUUAAGCACUGCCUACAGUCCAUUUUAGGAAACUUAGAAAUCUAUUCUAUCGUUUGUCAGCGAUUUCAGCUUGUGAACAAUUCUACUGCAGGAAAAGACAGUUUAUAUAUAUCCAUAACAGUAUCAAAAAAGAGUAUCAGGAGGCCUUUGCCCCAGUAAUGAUGAAAGGAUAAAAACACCCUGGGUUUAGGAUGUUGUUUAGUAUAGGUCCAGUUGUAUGUUAUUUUCAAACUCGAUAGAGCAUUAAUCUUUUAGUGCCACUCACCUGACAUUUAAUUUCUGAACUGCCGUGAUGUUUACAACAACCAAAUAAAUAAAACACUGCCAGAUUCACAAUCUGUUUCAGAAAAAACUGAACAUUCUUUUAGCACAGCUCACUGGACAUUGCUUUGAAAGUGCAAUGACAUGCAAGAAGCAACGUAAAAAAGCAAUGUAAUAUCACUUUGCAGAAAUGUCGCCACAGGCACGUUUUUCCAGUGAGCUCGGGUUGAAAGUUUCAUGAACACACAUCCAACAAGCCCUUUCUUGUUAAUGUACUUUUCACUGUUCAUUCUGUACAUUUCCUGUUUUUACACUACAUUGCAACUUUGUCUAAUCAGCCUUCUGUGAUAAUAUCUGCAACACUCUUCAUGUGGAGGUCAAAGCAUGAUGCUUGUGUUGAGCGGUGUGCUGAAGCCUGAUCCAAGUCAUGUGAAAGACCUUAGAGGGUUAGUUCAACCAAAAAUGAAAAUUCUGUCAUUAAUUACUCACCCUCAUGUCACUCUACACCUGUAAGACCUUCGUUCAGC
Megalobrama amblycephala (Wuchang bream) is the source of this 3883-nucleotide messenger RNA. RefSeq names its product 5-hydroxytryptamine receptor 7. Gene Ontology annotation, cellular component: membrane. The record is from RefSeq and is a predicted model, not a curated record. The transcript is spliced from 2 exons. Gene Ontology annotation, molecular function: G protein-coupled serotonin receptor activity. Gene Ontology annotation, biological process: vasoconstriction; smooth muscle contraction; circadian rhythm. Bases 326 to 1540 code for a protein of 404 amino acids. NCBI's taxonomy places the organism in Eukaryota, Metazoa, Chordata, Actinopteri, Cypriniformes, Xenocyprididae.